GCUUGCGAAUGUUUACAUUUAUUGGUUUAAAUAUCGCACUGGAACGAUGUUCCGCAGCACUUUCGCCCUACAUUUACUAAACCUGUUUUUGGCUUCGUUAUGGUUGAGUGUUUGUCACGGAAAGGGCAGAUCGUUGCCAUCAAACUUCCCCGUCUGUAAACGAACCGACCCUAAUAUCAAUCAAUGUCUAGUGGACGCUACCGAAAAAGUUAAACCGUUCUUGGCGGAAGGAGUUCCCUCGCUCAAAAUCCCUCCUUUCGAACCUUUUCAGAUCCCUAAAAUAGAAUUGGCACAAGGGACGAGAUCGUUGAAUUUCAAAGCCGUUUUAACUAACGUCCUCGCUUACGGAUUGUCGAAUUACAAGUUCACUAAAUUCGAUUACGAUAUACCGGGUUUCCAAUUCUUCUGCGAGGCCACCAUUCCGGGAUUAAACCUAGAAGGUGACUACACUGUAACCGGAAGAGUUCUGAUCGCUCCGAUUGAGGGAAAAGGCAGGUUCACCGCUAAAAUAGAUUCCUGCGAAGCUUUCGUCUACCAAAAGGUGAAGCUGCUGAAAAGAAACGGCUUAGAUUACUUGACCCCCGAUUUUACCAACAGCACCAUCAAUGUCAGUGGUCCCAGGGUUAAGUUGGAUGGUUUGUUUGGCGGUAACGCCCAAUUAAAUGAUGUGACGAAUAAAGCCAUCAAUGACAACGUGGACGAACUUUUUGCGGAACUUAAACCUGUGGUAGAGCAAACGUUGACCAGUAUUUUGGAAGAUAUUCUGUUCAAAUCGUUGUUUGUGAAUAUCCCUUACGAUAACUUGUAUCCAAAGUAAUAUAUCUGGACAGAUAGUAUUCGUAUUGCACAGAGUAUUUGUGAAUCAGAUAAAGUGAAAACAAGAAACUAUACUCUAUAUAGUAAAAUCAGAUGGAAAAAUUAUAUAGUAUUUGACUUGGAAGUAAUGAGAACACUUAUUUUGUAAAUUUGCGUUUGCUGCUCGAUUCUGGCUCCUUGCGAAAAAAAAAGACAA
This is a messenger RNA of Cylas formicarius (sweet potato weevil), 1012 nucleotides long. RefSeq lists its product as uncharacterized. The transcript has 5 exons. Lineage: Eukaryota; Metazoa; Arthropoda; Insecta; Coleoptera; Brentidae. Bases 47 to 817 code for a protein of 256 amino acids. The record is from RefSeq and is a predicted model, not a curated record.